CUAUUGGUCCGGGUGUGUCACGCGGGGCGACACUGUACGAUGGCGGCCCAGCGAGACACAGAGGGGCGCUCGGCGGCCCGGCCGAUGCUCACCGACCUGUACCAGGCCACCAUGGCGCUGGGCUACUGGCGCGCCGGCCGGGCGUGUGACCCCGCCGAAUUCGAGCUCUUCUUCCGCCGCUGCCCGUUUGGUGGCGCCUUUGCCCUGGCAGCAGGUUUGCGUGACUGCGUGCGCUUCUUGCGCACCUUCCGCCUGCAGGACGAAGACGUGCAGUUCCUGGCCUCGGUGCUCCCCGCAGACACGGACCCAGAGUUCUUCCAGCACCUUCGGGACCUAGACUGCUCCUCGGUGACCUUGCGGGCCCUGCCUGAGGGCUCUCUCGCCUUCCCCCGUGUGCCCCUACUGCAGGUGUCAGGGCCACUUCUGCUUGUGCAGCUUCUGGAGACUCCGCUCCUCUGCCUGGUCAGCUACGCCAGCCUGGUCGCCACCAAUGCAGCUCGACUUCGCCUGAUCGCAGGGCCUGAUAAGCGACUGCUGGAGCUGGGCCUUCGGAGGGCUCAGGGCCCAGAUGGGGGCCUUACUGCCUCAACCUACAGCUACCUGGGUGGGUUCGACAGCAGCAGCAAUGUGCUUGCCGGGCAGCUGCGGGGUGUGCCGGUGGCUGGAACCCUGGCCCACUCCUUCAUCACAUCGUUUUCUGGCAAUGAGAUGCCCGCUGACCCAAUGUUGGCUACGGCUGCUGGUGAGAGUCCCAAGGUGGACCUGGCUGCCAGUGUAAAGUUGUGGUUGGAGCGAGUGUGUGCCUAUCUGGGGCUGGGUGUGCAGGAGCCACACCCAGGGGAGCGGGCAGCUUUUGUGGCCUAUGCUCUGGCCUUUCCCCAGGCCUUCCAGGGCCUGCUGGACUCCUACAGUGUGAGGAGGAGUGGUCUCCCUAACUUCCUAGCAGUAGCUCUGGCCCUGGGAGAGCUGGGCUACCGGCCAGUGGGUGUGAGGCUGGACAGUGGCGACUUGCUUCAGCAGGCUCAGGAGAUCCGAGGGGUCUUUCGGACUGUGGCAGCCCAAUUCCAGAUGCCCUGGCUGGAGUCAGUCCCCAUCGCAGUCAGCAACAACAUUGACGAGGAGGAGCUGGCCCGACUGGCCCAGGAGGGUAGUGAGGUAAACAUCAUUGGCAUUGGUACUAGUGUGGUCACCUGUCCCCAGCAACCUUCACUGGGCUGUGUCUACAAGCUGGUGUCUGUGGGAGGUCGGCCCCGGAUGAAACUUACCGAGGACCCUGACAAACAGACAUUGCCAGGGAGCAAGGCUGCCUUCCGGCUCCUGGCCUCUGACGGAUCUCUGCUGUUGGACCUGCUGCAGUUGGCAGAAGAGCCACCACCCCAGGCUGGGCAAGAGCUGAGGGUUUGGCUUCAAGGUGCCCAGGGGCCCAGCAUUGUGAGACCAGCCCAGGUGGAGCCACUGCUGAGACUCUGGCUGCAACAAGGACAGCUAUGUGAACCGCUUCCGUCUCUGACAGAGUCCAGAGCCUUUGCCCAGUGGUCCCUGAGCCGCCUUAGCCCAGCACAUAGGCAGCUGAAGAGCCCUCUGCUGUACCAGGUUGCACUCUCUGAGAAGCUUCGAGGUCUGGUGGACAGUCUGAGUAGCCUAGGUACCCCAUGAGAAUUCCAGGGGUAGGAACUGCCUAGAAUAACACAUAUCACUUGCUGUCCCUA
Chinchilla lanigera (long-tailed chinchilla) is the source of this 1709-nucleotide messenger RNA. It is a transcript of the gene Naprt, whose product is annotated as nicotinate phosphoribosyltransferase. The transcript has 13 exons. The record is from RefSeq and is a predicted model, not a curated record. Gene Ontology annotation, molecular function: nicotinate phosphoribosyltransferase activity. The coding region runs from base 40 to 1656 and encodes 538 amino acids. Gene Ontology annotation, biological process: NAD+ biosynthetic process. NCBI's taxonomy places the organism in Eukaryota, Metazoa, Chordata, Mammalia, Rodentia, Chinchillidae.